Larimichthys crocea (large yellow croaker) is the source of this 5190-nucleotide messenger RNA. RefSeq lists its product as uncharacterized. Lineage: Eukaryota; Metazoa; Chordata; Actinopteri; Sciaenidae. The coding region runs from base 261 to 3044 and encodes 927 amino acids. The record is from RefSeq and is a predicted model, not a curated record. The transcript has 12 exons.
AGAGAGAGAGAGAGAGAGAGAGAGAGAGAGAGCCUCCCUGGCAGGCAUCAUCCCCCUCAGUCAGUCUGACCGCCCACAGUCCGGGGGGAGAAAGUGCUGCUUUGUGAAUGAAGGGAGCGGCGGAGGGCAGAAAACAAACUUUACCAAAAUCAGAUCCGACUGGUGGACGAUUUUGCAUCCGACAGAAAGAGGUUUGCACGGGCGAAACAAGCAACACCUGAUCCGACAAGGAGCAAAGAAAACACAAGAAGCUGUAAAUCAUGGUCACUUUGGCCUGUCUCUGCCUGGUGGUGGUGGUGGUUGUGGUGGUCAGCGGUGACCCCUGCCUCAUCAUUAGUGAAGUCAACGCUGACAACCCGAGGCUGGACACCACUGAGUUUGUGGAGCUGUAUCACACCAGUGGACAACGCGCUUCCCUCGAUGGCUAUACCCUUGUGUUCUAUAAUGGGAAUGGAAAUAUAGCCUACAAGGUCUUGGACCUUAAAGGCCAGAACACAGAUGACAGAGGGUUCUUUCUCGUGGGCUCUGUGGACAUGCUGCCCAAACCGGCCAUUCUCCUGCCUCCCAACACUGUCCAGAACGGCCCAGACGCUAUCGUCCUCUACCACACAUCUGCUGCACGCUACAGCGAGAAGAUGAACGUCACAGCCCAUGGGCUGGUGGAUGCCGUAGUGUACAUGACUCGCCGUACUGGGGGCGCAGAGUUCCUCGCUGAAACUCUGACACCAGGAGAACCAGCCUUCGUCGAGGAUGAAACGGCCCUCGAGGGGGAUGAGUCAAUCGAGAGGUGCCUGCUUUCUGAAGAUCGCUGGGGCUUUCAGGUGGCCUCGCCCUCCCCGGGUCAGAGGAAUAACUGCACCCCACCUGCCGGACCAACAAUCAUCCCUGUCAUCACUGAGCUGAAGCUAGGGGGAGGCCAGGUGGACGGAUUUGUGGAGCUAACAGAGGCUCCAGCUGCAGGUCCUCUGGUGCUGGUCGUGUUGGAUGGGAAAACAGACAGGGUCAGUGUGAGUGUGGACGUGGGUGUUACCACCACCAGGAAUGGUUUGAUCUCCACGAUCAUAGACAAGAACUACAUGAAAGGAGAUGAGUCAGGGGCAGUGGCUAUUUACAGUGGCAGAGCCACAGACUUCCCUGUGGGCAGUCCACUGAGCCAGAUACAGCCUCUAGAUGCAUUUGUGUUUGCUGGACCCGGAAACAAGCCCAGUGCCAACCUCACAGAGACUCUCAUCCCAGGCAGACAGUCUUACCAACUCAGCAACAGUUUGAGAGAGGGGGGCUUCUAUCUGAGUCGCUGUGGUGUGGCCACCUGGGCCAGAGAUCCUGGUGUCUUCUGGGAGGCCCCACAAACUCCAGGACAGCCCAACCAGUGCCCCUGGCCAAAGAGCUGCCCUCACAGUAUUGUGAUCCCAGGAGGUACAGAUUCCCCGCCUCACCUCCCACCCUGGGGAAACAGCGACUUCCUGAUCAAUGAGCUGAACACCGAUACACCUGGGGCAGCUGAGGAUGGCGAGUACAUCGAGCUUUGGCACCCGUCGGGACGUCGUGUUUCCCUGCAGGGCAUCUGGAUCCUGCUGUUCAGCGCACGCAACAGCAAACCCUACAGGGAGAUCAGUCUAAGUGGACACUUCACCACCUCUAAGGGCUACUUUCUGCUGGGCAGUGACAGAUUGGUGCCAGCUCCAUCACUCCGCCUGCCCCCCAAUACCAUCCAGAAUGGACCAGAUGCUGUGGCACUCUAUCGCAGUCCUUUUGGCCCGCCAUCAGCCACGCAAAGGGGGAUCCCCACCAAAGGCCUGCUGGAUGCAGUUGUGUACCGGCAGAGAGGAUCAGAUAAAGAAGCGCAAGAGCUGAGUAAAGCUCUGACCCCGGGACAACUGCCUCUGCUGGAGGAUCCUGAGGUUCUGCCUGGUGAUGAGGCCCUCAGCCGCUGUGGAGGGCUUUACCCCUUUGACCUGUCUGCUUUUUCAGUGGCUACACCCACCCCUCUGAGGGAAAACAUCUGUCCUCGCCCACAUCCACCCCCUGAGGGUGUGGUCAUCAGUGAGGUAGCCAGUGGCCAUUGGACCAAUCACAGCCAGCAGAGGGCAUUUGUGGAGCUGCACGGCCCCCCCAUGACAAACCUGCGGGGCCUGGUGCUUACUGUGUUUGACCAGGAGCGCAGCAGGACCGUAAUUGCGGUCCCUCUAACCGGAUCUAUUGACCAUGAUGGCUUUUACAUUGUUGGAAAUGUAUCUGGGGCAGAUCAGACUUUCCCUGAAGGCUCCACAGUGCCAGUGCGAGGAGCGGUAGUCCUGUGCUAUGACCUGUUCAGCUUCUGUAGAGCUGGCACCGCUCUGACCAACUCCAGUCUAAGAGAUGUGCUUGUAUUCAGUGAAAACCAGCAGCUGCUCUCCUCUCUGUCCACCACCAGAGGGAGACAAGUGAUCCCAGCUCUCAGGUCAGUGGAAGAUGGUCCUGUUUCGCUGAGCCGGUGUUCAUGCUGUGAGGUAAGGAGCCCCUCCUCCUGGACGAGUUCCUCUCCGACGCCUCACAGCACCAACCUCUGUCCGAGCUCUGCCUUCUCAAGUCACAUUGACCUUUGCCUCGGACCCCUGUCCAGAGACUGGCAGGAGCAGUCAGGAAACUGCAGUGGUCUAAUCCAGGGGAAGAGGGUCGCAGAGGUGGCCGACUAUCUGGAGCAGAGAUGUCACUGUGGCAUUUCUGCUUUGUAUCUGCAAGGAGCCAACUUUUCCUGUGGGUCUGGGUGGCUGCGAGUGUGGGGUAACAUCCAUGCGCUGUCGGACCAUCAGAAGGCCCUCAUCAUCCAGACAUCACACAUGAAUCCUUCAUCUGCUCAGGGAGACGUCUGCUCCACUCCAACCACGGACCGUUAUACAAGCGCAGCGUCUGCUCUGGGGUUACAGAUAGGACUAAUUGUAGUGGUGCUCCUGCUGCUCGGACUUGGAGCUGCUUUGUUCACAUAUUUCUACAGGAAGAGGCGUCCUCUGGACUAUUACACCAUGGAGCUGAGUGAACACGCAGAGGGACUGUCAGAUCUAUAAUCCAGGCUUUGAAAUUGCUGCGCCUGCAUCUGUGUGUGUGUGUGUGUGUGUGUGUGUGUGUGUGUGUGUGUGUGUGUGUGUUUGUGUGUGUGUGUGUGUGUGUGUGUGUGUGUGUGUGUGUGUGUGUGUGUGUGUGUGUGUUGUGUGUGUGUGUGUCGGAGGACUUCAGAGAGAGCAAGAGAGAGAGAUGGGGGGUAAUCAGACCUUAAUUUGACCUGUACAUAACUGAUGUGUGGUUGUUUCAAACAAAUACCACCACAAGUGUCCUUCUCUAUGUGAGAUUACUGAUGAAGUGACUCAUAAUUGUCUGUUAGGAGUGUGGUUGCAUCCAGUGUGUGACAUCAAAUCAGGCAACCCAUGAGUUAAAUUUAAAGAUAACAUAUUUUUGUAAAGGUCAGUGUGCAACCUUUGUCUGUGAACAGUGCUGGUUACUACUUUUAAAUGGAAAAGAUGAUAAAAGGGAGCAUUUUGUGUUUUAAAUACUUGAGUCCUAAAUGGUCAUUUUUGUUGACUUGUUUAUGUUACUGUGGAAAAAGCCUUUAAAUUUAAACAACCAUGCUUUUGAUUUAUGCAGGAAGCUCUUUCGAUUUAAUGACCUUCAUCCCAUCCUCAGCCGGUACUUAACAACAGACUUUAUAACCAAGAUAAUAUUUGUUAAGCUCACAUUUCCUCUUGAAAGUGCUCGACUUCCUGCUUUGUUUUCCUGCUACAUGCUGUAAUAGUCCAUUUUUUAGACUCUUGUCACUCAAGGGCUUGAUUGUCUUUUUAAAUGUGAAUGUCUUUGGCUAACUUGUGAUGAGUGUUUUGUAACCACUUUUGUCGUAUGCUUACUUAAAGCAAACUGUUUACAUUUUCUUGGUUUAGAAAUUAGAAAAAGGGAUGUGAAAGACUGAUGUCAAAGUAAUUUCUUGAAUGAGUGUUAGUUUUUAGAAAUGAGCGACUGCUUGGUGUUAACAAAAUCAGAGCUAUUUUAUGUUUCACUUGUGUUUUUUUUGUUUUGUUGUUGUUGUUUUGUUCUUAGUGGCUCAGAAACCUCCGCUGUGCCUUUUUUUUAAAGUGUGUUAUGUGAUCAGCUUAUUCCUCAUUUAUUAGAGGGAAAGUACAGCUAUCUCUGCUGCAGCCAUAAGUGUACUAUGGAUAUGAUGUUAGUAUCCUGCAGGGGGGAGUUAUCACCAUUCUGAAAUGAUAAGUUGUUAUUAUAGAAAUACAGAAACUAGCUGGGAUCAGAGCAAAAAUCUAAAUAUUUUUGAUUGUUCCCAGCUUAAUUUGAAAAGAAUCCUAAAAUUGCCAAUACAAAGUGCCAUGAAAUACAUUCUAAUACGUUUAAACGUAUAAAAAAUAUAAACAAUGUGCCACUUGCCUUGUAACCUUGCCUUCUCUCGUCUGCUGUUGUGCACAGCAUCUCCGCCUGUUUGCUUUAAGCGACAUGGUGAGGAGAUUUUCUUUCUCAGUGUCAUUUUCUUCUGUUCUAAUUUCUCAAUAUUGUCAUUUAUUAAUAUUCAUCAUCUGUCAAGCAAAAUUAACUAUAUACAAUCGGAUUUGUUUUACAGCAUGUUCAAAUACUUUUUUUAAAAAUUCAAAACUAGAUGGAAAACCAGCAUUUUUUUUGUAGCUUUUAAAGUAAAUAAAAAGCCCCCCCCUAGAAAGAUGUUGUGUAAUGUUAAAUAUGUAUUUUAUUGUAAACUUCUGUAUUUUGUGUAAAAUGGUACAGUUCAUGUAGAAAGUUUUCAACAAAAAGCAGAAGGAGAAAAGUGUCUUAAGAUUACACCCCCAAAAAUAGUGACUCUUAAAUAAAAUGAAACUGAAAAUAAAUUGAUGUAACACUCCUCAAAACACUUGAAAAUCAAUUUCAUUUCUAUGUUGUAUAUACCGUAUAUCCACAAUUUAUAAGAAGGGGAAGAUAAUUUAUGACUUGUAUUGUCACAGAUCAGCAGCAGCAUUCAAAACUAACACGACUGUCUGUGUACAUGCAGCAGAUAUUCUUGGUCUACAGCAGAAGAUAUCACAGAAAACAAUGGGGGGUAAACAGUGUAUCAUCUGCAUCCCCAGGUCAUGAUUUUAAAAGCCUUCUCUCCAAUGUUUGCCUUCCGGUUUGUUUUCCUUCCAGUGCACACGUAGCAGGUUUGAAAUAAAUUACUUCCACAAA